Molecule: messenger RNA, 1692 nt
Organism: Schistosoma rodhaini
Lineage: Eukaryota; Metazoa; Platyhelminthes; Trematoda; Strigeidida; Schistosomatidae
Source: the annotation of a GenBank genome assembly
AUGGCAACAACAACAAAUUAUCAUAAAAGAUUAAAACAACAAUUCAUUAUUCAAUUAUUUAUUAUUUUAUUAUGUUUUAAUGAAAUUUAUUUAUCUAAAUAUUUAUAUAUAAAUAUACCGAAAACAUCAUCAUUAUCAUUUAAAUUAAGAAAAUUAUUUAAUUUACCAAUUUAUAUUAAAAAUAUUAAAAUAUUAAAAUUUUCUGAUUGGUUAAUAAAUGAUUGGUCAAAUGAAAAAAGUUGGCAUUAUUUAAAUAUGGCAAAUUAUGAAUUACCAUUAUAUAUUAAAGAAGAAUAUUGGAUACCAGAUAUAUUAAUAACAAUUUGUGUACCAGAAGCAACUCAUAAAAGUCUUAUUGAUAUCAUCUAUGAAUUUACACAAGAAGAUUAUGAGAAAACAUAUUCUAUUUCAAUAAGAAAUCAAUUUACUAAUACUGGGAAUUACUAUGAUGGUGGAUAUUUAAAUAUACUUUCAUUUCUAAUUAAUAUAUGUCAAUGUUUACGAAAACAUAAUACGAAUUUACAUUGUCCAAAUCCUUGUGCUAAACCAAAUGUCUGUCAUGAUGAUAUGAACAGUAAUGGUUUGUGUAUGAUAAUACCAAAUGAUGAAAUUUUGAAUAAUAUACCAAUAAAGAUACGAAGCAAACUAGGAUCAAUCUAUGCUUAUGAUUAUGAAUGUGUAUGUGUAAAUGGUUACACUUUUAACCAUACAUUAAAGAAAUGUGUACCAAUCAAAAAACAUUGUGAUUCUUCUGUUUGUCUAAAUAAUGGAGAAUGUGAAUAUUUACCAGAAAAUGAACGAAGUAUUCCUGAUAUUGAAUUUAUUUGUAAAUGUCCACCUGCAUGGAAAGGAUUAUCAUGUGAAAAACCAAGAAAUCCUUGUUUAGAAACACAAAGAUUAUGUGGACAAUAUUCUUGUUAUCGUGAUCCAACUAAUUUAAAACUUGGUUAUCGAUGUGAUUGUCCCAAAGGAUAUAAAGCAAUUAGUACAACUAAUCCACAAUGUAUAAAUAUAAAUGAAUGUAUAGAAUAUAUAAAUGAUGAAAUUUGUUUAAAUGGUGGAAUUUGUAUUGAUAAAGAACCAUAUUCAAUUAUUGAACAUGAUGUAAUAGAAGUAACUUAUGGAUUUCAAUGUAUAUGUUCAAACGGUUAUUCUGGACAACGUUGUGAACGUAGGCCGCCGCCAUUACAAUGGACUACAUGGUCUGAAUGGACAGAAUGUUCAGUUAAAUGCGGUAUCGGUGUGCAUAAACGUUUUCGUAAUUGUUCAUUGCCUAAUCGUUGUAUUGGAUCAUAUGUACAAGUCAGUAAAUGUCAAGGUCACGUGUUAUUUUGUGAAAAUGAAGAGAUUAACGAAUUCAUUCAAUCAGGAUCAAAAAUUAUUAAAAGUUGGCAGGGUACACAAUGGUAUCUUCAUGAAAAUUAUACAUUGAAUGAAACAUAUUAUAAGAGUAAUUCAUAUAUUACUCAAAAAAUGUUUAAUUCAACCCAUCUUCAUACUCCUAAUAUAAUCAGUAGUAUAUUAGAAUGGAUUAUCAUUUUACAAUUCAAUUAUCAAUGGACUAUAAAUGAAUUAAUUAUAUUGUAUACAAUUAUAAUGAUGAUUUUAUUUACACCAAUAUAUUUGAUAAUGUUUUGUUUUAUCAAAUUAAUUCAAUAUAUACUAUAUAGAAAUAUCCAUGUUAAUAUGUAA